Molecule: messenger RNA, 807 nt
Organism: Peniophora sp. CBMAI 1063
Lineage: Eukaryota; Fungi; Basidiomycota; Agaricomycetes; Russulales; Peniophoraceae
Source: the annotation of a GenBank genome assembly
AUGGAUCCUCUCCCCACUUUACCCAAUACCGACAUCUUCAUCGUCCCAGAGAUGCUUUUGGGCUCCGCUGCGCAAGAAGCCCUGGAUCAAGAUGAAGAUCAGGCUGACGAUAUCGAUGCCAGAGCGCGCGAGGCGCGUCAAGAGGUCCUUCGUAUCCUUCACGAAAGGCGCACGCCCUUUGCGCAGCUCGAACCGGAGAGGGUCGUCAGCGGCGAGGGACCGACGUUCGAACGUCCGCUUCUGCACUUCGGCGUCGCGCUGUCUAUGCGAGACGUGCGGGACUAUGCCCACGCCUUCGGGUGCGCACCGAAGCCCGAUCCGGACACGCCGCCCGAGUACGUGGUGUCGAGCGAGGAGUACAUGGAGUUGGACUCCGUGCAGAUGGAAACGAGGGAUCGGCUUUUGCAGCAUCUGCAAGAGACGUGCGGCGUCCCGGCCUUGAAAGUCGUGGAGUGCCUGAACACGCACGACAAGAUCUGGGUUCUCACGUCGUAUUCGAAUCUGAACUACGACGCCGGUCGCGCUAUCAAAGAGGUCACCGCGUUCCGGAACAUUAUCAAGAAGCUGGACGCAAUCGGCGCGUGGUACUGGGACUACGACUUGUGCGGCAUUGGAUACUCUUCUCCGUGGGACGCCUACAACGUCUGGCCUGCACAUGAGAUCGCUGGCGGCUGGCCGCGGAGCUUCUGGGUCCUCGAGAAGAAGAACCCAGAUCACACAGAGUCUAAGCGCCGGCGUCUGCUUGCGCUUUACGACCACUCCGAAGACAAGUUGGCCGAGAUUGCCGACGAUAGUGUACAAGUUUAG